Messenger RNA from Pygocentrus nattereri (red-bellied piranha), 4220 nucleotides. It is a transcript of the gene aco1, whose product is annotated as aconitase 1, soluble. Bases 96 to 2765 code for a protein of 889 amino acids. The record is from RefSeq and is a predicted model, not a curated record. Lineage: Eukaryota; Metazoa; Chordata; Actinopteri; Characiformes; Serrasalmidae. Gene Ontology annotation, cellular component: cytosol; mitochondrion. Gene Ontology annotation, biological process: citrate metabolic process; tricarboxylic acid cycle. The transcript is spliced from 21 exons. Gene Ontology annotation, molecular function: iron-responsive element binding; aconitate hydratase activity; 4 iron, 4 sulfur cluster binding.
GUAACGCAGUGCUCUGCUGCCUGGCUCUUCAGGUAGCACAGCUCAACUCCAGGGUUUGGGAAGUGUGAGAGAUAGCUAGUUAGGCAGUGUCAGCCAUGAGUAACCCUUACGCACACAUCAUAGAGCCUUUGGACCCCCAGAAGCCUGAACAUAAAUUCUUCAAUCUUACAAAACUUGGAGACCCUAGAUAUGAACGCCUACCUUUCUCCAUUCGUGUGUUGCUGGAGUCGGCAGUGCGGAACUGUGAUGAGUUCCUGGUGAAGAAGGAGGAUGUGGAGCGCAUCCUCAACUGGAAGCAGACACAGACCCAGACAGUGGAGGUGCCCUUCAAACCAGCUCGUGUCAUCCUCCAGGACUUCACGGGAGUCCCAGCAGUGGUGGAUUUUGCUGCAAUGCGUGAUGCUGUAAAACAGCUUGGUGGAGAUCCAGAGAAGAUCAACCCCGUGUGCCCAGCUGACCUUGUCAUUGACCAUUCCAUUCAGGUCGACUUCAACAGGAAGUCUGAUAGUCUCCAAAAAAACCAAGAACUUGAAUUUGAAAGGAACAAGGAACGUUUUGAGUUUUUAAAGUGGGGUUCUAAAGCAUUCCAGAAUAUGCGCAUCAUUCCUCCUGGCUCAGGAAUAGUGCACCAAGUCAACCUGGAGUAUCUGGCCAGGGUUGUGUUCCAACAGGAUGGUUACUACUAUCCAGACAGCUUGGUGGGAACUGAUUCACACACCACCAUGAUUGAUGGCCUGGGAGUGCUGGGAUGGGGUGUGGGAGGUAUUGAAGCAGAGGCAGUCAUGUUGGGCCAGCCUAUCAGUAUGGUGCUCCCAGAGGUCAUUGGUUACAAACUUCAGGGCACACCGAACAAGUACAUCACCUCUACUGACAUUGUCCUUACGGUCACCAAGCAUUUGCGUCAGGUUGGUGUGGUGGGGAAGUUUGUGGAAUUUUUCGGCCCUGGUGUGGCCCAGCUCUCCAUCGCUGAUCGAGCCACCAUUGCCAACAUGUGCCCCGAGUAUGGAGCCACGGCUGCUUUCUUUCCUGUAGACCACGUCAGUGUGCAGUAUCUCCAACAGACAGGUCGAGAAGCUGAGAAGCUUGGCUACAUUUCUCAGUAUCUGACAGCAGUAGGCAUGUUUAGAGAUUACAGCAAUGAAGUUCAGGAUCCAGAUUUCACAAAGGUUGUUGAACUUGACCUUAGCACAGUUGUCCCUUGCUGCAGUGGUCCGAAGAGGCCACAGGAUAGAGUGGCCGUAUCAGAAAUGAAGCAGGACUUUGAGGCUUGUUUAGCGGCCAAGCAAGGUUUUAAGGGGUUUCAAGUGCCGCUUGAGUGCCAAGAUGUUAGCAUACCAUUCCAGUAUAAUGGUGUGGACUACUCCCUCUCUCAUGGCUCUGUGGUUAUUGCUGCCAUCACCAGCUGCACCAAUACCAGUAAUCCCUCAGUCAUGCUGGGUGCAGGUCUCUUAGCCAAGAAGGCCAUCCAGUGUGGCUUGAGUGUAAAGCCUUACAUUAAGACCAGCCUUUCUCCUGGUAGUGGAGUGGUCACCUAUUAUCUAAGAGAAAGUGGGGUCAUGCAGUACCUUGCGGAACUAGGUUUUGAGGUGGUUGGUUAUGGCUGUAUGACCUGCAUAGGGAACAGCGGGCCCCUUCCAGAGCCAGUUGUAGAAGCCAUCACUCAGGGUGAUCUGGUAGUAGCAGGAGUUCUGUCUGGCAACAGGAACUUUGAGGGCCGUGUUCACCCGAACACACGGGCCAACUACCUGGCCUCUCCUCCUCUGGUCAUUGCUUAUGCUAUUGCAGGCACAGUGAGGAUAGACUUUGAAAAGGAGCCUAUUGCAGUGAAUGCAGAGGGGAAGGAGAUUUUCCUGAGGGACAUCUGGCCCACGCGAGAGGAGAUUCAGGCUGUGGAGAGACAGUUUGUUAUUCCUGCAAUGUUCAAAGAGGUCUACGAGAAAGUGGAGAAAGUAAACGAGCGUUGGAACUCACUCAGUGUUUCCUCUGACAAGCUCUACAGCUGGGACCCCAAGUCCACCUACAUCAAGUCUCCACCAUUCUUCGAAGGACUGACCAAAAAGCUCCAGCAGCCCAAGUCUAUAGUGGACGCAUAUGUGCUGCUCAAUUUAGGAGAUUCUGUGACCACCGACCACAUCUCUCCUGCCGGAAACAUCGCUCGUAACAGCCCUGCUGCUCGAUACCUGACAAGCCGUGGAUUGACACCUCGAGAGUUUAACUCGUACGGCUCUCGGCGAGGCAAUGAUGCUGUCAUGGCUCGUGGAACAUUUGCCAACAUCCGCCUCUUCAACAAGUUCCUCAAUAAGCAGGCGCCUCAUACCAUCUACCUGCCCACUGGAGACAUGCUGGACGUAUUUGACGCUGCAGAGAAAUAUCAACAGGAAGGGCACCCCCUGCUUGUGCUAGCUGGGAAAGAGUAUGGCUCUGGUAGUUCCAGAGACUGGGCUGCCAAAGGACCUUUCUUACUGGGAAUCAAAGCUGUGCUGGCUGAGAGCUAUGAGCGAAUCCACCGGAGCAACCUGGUGGGUAUGGGCGUCAUUCCGCUGGAGUAUCUUCCAGGAGAAACGGCCGAUAGUCUUGGGCUUACAGGCCGAGAACGCUACACCGUGGUCAUCCCUCCACAGCUCACCCCCAGGAUGGUUGUUGACAUAAAGCUGGACACAGGGAAGACCUUCCAGGCAAGGAUGCGUUUCGACACUGACGUUGAGCUCACCUACUUCCACCACGGCGGCAUCCUUAAUUACAUGAUCCACAAAAUGACCGAAUAAAGACCCCCUCGUUCCCCUCCAGUGCACUUGGCAAGCUUGAACGUUCUAAUCUUUCGUCCACGGGACUGAAUUUACUUCAUAUUUCUUUUCAUUUGGAAGAGCAAACUGAUAUUAUUUUGCCUUAUUUGACUUUGUGUUGGUCAGUUGUUUGUGUGAGCUCAAAAAAUAAUAAUAAUAAUACAUUUCACAUGGAACAAACACUACAUACUGCACAGUCCUUGAUUCAAGGGGGGUGAUGGUGAUAGUGAUGGUGAUGAGGCUAGUUAUUGGCUGAAUCCUGUAAUAACACUGAGAUUCAAACAGCACACUAACAGGCUAGGGAAUAAAGCUUGAGCUUUAGUGAUAACAUGAGGGCCUGUGAUCGAAAGAGCCUAAUAAGGUUAGUUAAAGAGCACCAGCGCAGUUAAACAUGGGCUUAAGGAUCGAGCCUGAGAUUUAGAGAAUCAUUAGAUUCCAUUACUAUAGUGACCGAUCAAGGUGGGUUCACAUCCACCAGUAGUUUUGCCUGUAGCUCUACCUCAGUGGUACCCAAAAAUAUCUUUCAUCUCUAUUCCAGUGUCUGCAUUAAUAUAAUUUUAAACAUUAUGUACUGAUCAUUACUGAAAUAAAUUAUAUUUUUACAUGGAGAAUUCUUUACAAAAAGUUAAAGAUGUUUAAGAACUGCAACUGAAUGUCAGUCUGGUCCAUCCAAAGUAACUGAAAUAGUAACGUUUUGGUACUUGCUAUAUCUAGUCCUCACUUCCUCUUUAACAUCUUUCGUUGUCUUUUUUUAGCCAGUCUAGUAGUAUUACCCAACUAGUGUUACUGUUAACUUACCAAUGAUUCAGACGGCUAAGACUGAAAUGCUGACUUUACUGUAUGCUGUAACAGUAAUCAGAUAAUCUGUAAUCGUAAUGCGUAGAUCUUUGAAAGUGCCUGCAACAAACUGUACGUCUCUGCACUUAGACAACAUUAGACAUGCCAGACCGCAUGUAUGCACUUUUACCAUCCGGUCUGUUGAUCAAUCUAUUGUGAGCCAUUCCUGUACAGUAUCUGCUGUGUUUCUGUAGCUGAAUUAAGUUUGUUCGUUUGGAGGAACGUGAAGGCGCGAGUGAAGUCCUAAUACAGCCGUGUCUCAGUAGCAUUAACGCACAACUCGCGUUAGACAUUAGCAGCUACCCAAAUACUCCACAUCAUGACUGAGACCAGGAUAGAAAAUAAAUGCAGCGUUUACGUGUUUCAGUAAUGUGUACGUCUCUCUCUCUCUCUCUCUCUCUCUCUCUCUCUCUCUCUCUCUCUCUCUCUCUCUCUCUCUCUCUCUCUCUUUCUCUCUCUCUCUCUUUCUUUCUUUUCGGUAAUACCAAAUCCAUCAGAUAACCACAGCUGUCUUGUCUUUCUGUGCUCCUCUGUUUUCAAGAUGAUUCAAAUCUGUUAACCGUUUUUAACUUUAGCCAAAUAAAAGGUUUUUCUGAUGAA